Leguminivora glycinivorella is the source of this 525-nucleotide messenger RNA. RefSeq names its product neuropeptide-like protein 32. NCBI's taxonomy places the organism in Eukaryota, Metazoa, Arthropoda, Insecta, Lepidoptera, Tortricidae. The record is from RefSeq and is a predicted model, not a curated record. The coding region runs from base 98 to 397 and encodes 99 amino acids. The transcript has 2 exons.
AUUUGUUGUGGUGCUUUAGGUACAGCUGAGUCACUCAUCUCUGGAUAUAUAAGAACUCGUGUACGGAUCACUGCACAGUACCUCAGGUGUUGAUACAAUGAAUAAGAUUAUUUGCUUCGGACUCGUGCUUUGCGCUACGUUAGCGCUAACAUCAGCUUACCCAGCCGAACUGGCACCCGAGGCCCCUGAAGCCCCUCCGCAUGAGGCCCUCGCAGAAGUAGAAGAGCUUCAGCCAGAAGAGUCUCGCUGGGGGCACGGCGGCGGCUGGGGACACGGCGGCGGCUGGGGACACGGCGGUGGCUGGGGGCGCGGUGGCGGAUGGGGACGUGGGGGCUACGGACGGGGGUACGGGGGCUACGGGCAUGGCGGAUGGGGGCGCGGUGGAUGGGGCCGUUAAUGCACUACACUUGAAAUACUUGAAUCCGUCUGAGAAUUAAGUUUUUGGAUUUUUUUAGAUAAGUAAAAUUACUAAGUGAUUUUUUAAGACUGUGAUGUAAAACUUAAUAAAAGUACUAAUUUUGUAAA